GGUUGCGGCGGCGACAAGAUCCUCCGGCAACAAAACUUCGAAUUUCCGGCGACAUAAAGAUGAGUGGGCGAGACAAAGGCAAAGCAAAGUGUUUGCCUACAGAUUCGGGUCAUCGUCAUCCUCAUGAUAGAGGGGUGACAAUCUCAUCGAGGAAGGCUAGAGAGUUGCUUUUCAGGAGCACUCAGUCUUCAUCAGGUGCAGAAACGGAGGAAGUACCAGAGAUUCUUCCUUUGUCUGUUGCAUUGCCUACUAGUAUUAUGGACAUUGAGCCGUGGAGACCUCACUCACCAUGGAGAGGCAACCCGAUGGCGGGGGACGAUCAGGAUGCGGGUGCUUAUUACGAUAGUCAGCCGGAGCAUCCAUCAACGGACGCAGAGGAAGGUCGUCCGUCUCGGGGAUGCAAACCACGUACCUCUCGUGGUCGUUUUGCACGUUCUUCAGAUGGAGCAUCGUGCAAUGCUCCGGGAUCCGGGAGUAGUAGGCCGGGCAAGAGGAAGGGGGCGGAGGAGGACACUUCAUGGCUAGUACGUGACGCUAGGCCAGGUGGGCCGUUGGACGGUAGUGUCAUACCUAGUUUUGGAGGCCACAUAGCGGCACGCGUUUGGGCUGGGGAGGAUGAGAGGACUAUGUUGAAGUGUCAUAACCGGGAGAGGACGUGCAGUAAGCUUCAGGCGUGGUACGCUAGCAUGACACCCGAGGUUCAGGGAUGGUAG
This is a messenger RNA of Beta vulgaris subsp. vulgaris (sugar beet), 713 nucleotides long. RefSeq lists its product as uncharacterized. Lineage: Eukaryota; Viridiplantae; Streptophyta; Magnoliopsida; Caryophyllales; Amaranthaceae. The transcript has 2 exons. Bases 60 to 713 code for a protein of 217 amino acids. The record is from RefSeq and is a predicted model, not a curated record.